GUUGUACUCCAAUGAUUGAAACAGUCUUGGCAGACGCGAAAGAAAGGUGCAUCACGUGAACCGCGUUUUUCGGAGAUAACGCCGCAAGAGCAUUGUUACUUUAUACCCAACAUUGAUUAUUUUCAUACUCAAGGCGAUCUAAGAAAAGCUUCAUCAGAGAAAUACAGAAGGAUUGACACACGCACCGUGUAAGACCGACUCAACGCGCAACAUCCAGAAUUGUACAACACACAUCCGGCCCAACAUCAAGCAACACCCACAUCAAACCCAGCAACAAUCUACAACGCAAACUAUACCCAUAACCACAUCCCCCAAUAACCCAAAACACCUAUCGCAACUUCCACCAUGUAUGGUGAACUCGGCAACAAAUUAGUCCAACACGCCAAACGCACCCAAUCCCUCGCCCACCUGCCCCCCUACCAAACCGAACUCGUUCGCUCCGUCGCCCGCGAAGUUCGCGAUCUCGACCGUGAUGUCAACCACCUCCUAACCCCAUUCUCCGGCUCCUUCGACCCAUCCCAACAGCCCGCAAUCGCCUGUGCCCUUCUAGUCGACCACCUCUGCAUGCGCCGCAACAAGCGCUGUCUCCUCGCGUACCACCGCGUGCGCACCGAAAAGCUCGAAGAACUCUGCUGGACGGGCAUCGACGUCCUCGAGCAGCAGGCACCCCCGGCCGCGGAGGACGGUACCCAGCCUGUUGCGAGCUCGCAGAGCGGGAAUCAUAGCUCGUUGAGUCCCGAAGAGGAAGAGUAUUUUCGGCAGUAUAGUGAUUUGUUGGCGGCGUAUAAGGGGCAGUGGACUGAUGUUGAUCUUACGGGGGCGUUGGAGCCGCCCAAGGAUUUGUUUAUUGAUGUUCGGGUCCUUAAGGAUGCGGGGGAGAUUCAGACGGAGUAUGGGGUUAUUAAUUUGACGAAGAAUAGUCAGUUGUAUGUGCGGCAGGGGGAUGUGGAGCGAUUGAUUGCGCAGGGGUUCUUGGAGCGGUUGAGUUGAUGGUACGUUUGUUUUUGGUUGGAAUGAUUGAUUUGCGAAUGUUUUUAUGUUCAUGAUACCCAUGGAGAG
Molecule: messenger RNA, 1059 nt
Organism: Aspergillus caelatus
Lineage: Eukaryota; Fungi; Ascomycota; Eurotiomycetes; Eurotiales; Aspergillaceae
Product: DNA replication protein PSF1
Exons: 3
Coding region: 346-990 (214 amino acids)
Biological process (GO): DNA strand elongation involved in mitotic DNA replication; DNA replication
Cellular component (GO): GINS complex
Source: RefSeq, a predicted model, not a curated record